AUGCAGUUAAUUCUUUGCGUAGUUGUGGUGGACGUAGACGAUCGGCCAGUCUGCGUGGAAAUCUGUGAUACAGCUGGUCAGGAUUCGAUGUCUGAACUCCGUGAGCUCUGCUACCCAGGCACCGAUGUGUUGAUGCUUUGCUUCUCUGUGGUGCGACCGGAGACGUUCCGUUCGGUCGCGGACCGGUGGACGCGAGCGGUCGCGGGUGUGAACGCGCCCUUAAUUCUAGUCGGCACACAGAGUGACUUGGCGCUCGAUGGGCGGGUUAUACAAUCGUUGAGAGCGCGAGGAGAACACGCAGUUACCGAAGUAGAAGCAAGAGCAUUGGCAGCAAAAAUAAACGCUGUCUACGUAGAAACGUCAGCGAAAACAAGAAAACAAUUGAAAGACGCCUUCGAUGCCGCCAUCUUAGCAGGGUUGCCAGUCAUACAGCCAAAAAGAUCUAUCUGGAAGAAGUUGUUGUGCUUACAGUAGGGUGAUUGUGAAAUUCGUAAAAUCUUGUAUUAACUCUUUAAUAAAUAAAUAAUCCUUAACAAUAAACCAUCUACUUUAAAUUAAACGGAAUAAUUGAAUUUGGAUUGCAUGGCAAUAUAAUUUAAAAGUUUUAAUAUUAUUUCGUAAAACAACUGCAAUUAACACGUAAAAUAAUUAAAUCCAUUUACUAUUGGAGAAAUGUUUAUAGGUAUAUUGUAAAUGACUGCAUUGAUCACAGAACAUACAAGAUUGUUAUGGCAUUAGCACGGAUUUCCCAAAGCUUAGUAUAAAUAAUUAUCUGUUAGAAUUAUACACGUUAGUGCCUUAACUGUUAUAUUAAUAUACUGAAAAUGAAUUCGAUAUGUACACUAGUUUUAUUUUAAUAUGAAUGUGUUUGAUAGAAUGUUUGGAUUGUUAUCAAAUUAUACUCAACACUCAAGGUAAAAAAACUUAAUGUCGAAAAUUUAAACGACUACUUACGAACUUUGUGAGCGUAAAAGCAAAUUAUAAGUAAUUUCGUCGAAAAAGGACACAACACGUCCAUAAAAUGAAUUUUAUUGAAACCACGUCACAGAUCAUGUCGAAAGCUUUAAAAGAAUAAUGCAACAACAACAAUAAAGUCGUGUUAUACAUGUACUUACCAUGUCGAUUUACAUUUCUUUAGACAAUUAUUCUAAAACUUAAUUUCCUCUAUGAAGUGGUGUAUAAAUAAUGAAUAUCUUUGGAAAAUUGAAUUUUGACAGAACAUAAUUACAUAUUUGACAAUCGACAUUGUAAAAUGUGAAUUGUGAAUAAUUGUUCGGAUAGAACAAAGUAAUAAUUGAAACAAAUUUAAAAUGGAUAGGUACAUGAUUUUAUGACUUGGAGUGAUCUCAAAUUUACAGCCAUUUCCAUUUAUGUUUUACUAAAUACGCAAAAUUUGUUCGUGAAUUUUCUAUAGCACAAUGAUUAAGGUUUACUUUUAUAGUUUUCAUAUUGUACAUAAAAUCAUUAUGUAGCUCUUACGUUUUAGAUGUGUAUAUAAUACGAAUGUGUAUGUAAAUAUUGUUUUAAUACUCAACACGAACUGAUAAUUAUAUUUUAUUACGACUGA
This is a messenger RNA of Zerene cesonia (dogface butterfly), 1567 nucleotides long. Its product is annotated as rho-related GTP-binding protein RhoU-like. Gene Ontology annotation, biological process: small GTPase-mediated signal transduction. NCBI's taxonomy places the organism in Eukaryota, Metazoa, Arthropoda, Insecta, Lepidoptera, Pieridae. Gene Ontology annotation, molecular function: GTPase activity; GTP binding. Bases 1 to 474 code for a protein of 157 amino acids. The transcript has 4 exons. The record is from RefSeq and is a predicted model, not a curated record.